UCUCGAGCACGCCAUCUACGUCAUAUGAUUGCACAUUCAAUGAGACAGCAUCAAUCAUGGCAGCUCCACUUCUUGUUGAACCACCAACCGGUGGAUUUGUCUUCGAAAAUGUCAAAAGAAAUGCAAUGCUGGCGAAUAAAGGGAUGAAGACUCCGACAGCUGUGAAAACAGGCACAACCAUUGCUGGCCUUAUCUACAAGGAUGGAGUCAUCCUUGGUGCCGACACAAGAGCAACAGAGGGCACAAUUGUUGCUGAUAAAAAUUGCACCAAGAUCCAUUUCAUAGCUCCAAAUAUUUAUUGUUGUGGUGCUGGUACUGCAGCAGAUACUGAGAUGACAACGCAGAUGAUCUCGUCUAACCUUGAGCUUCACCGCCUAUCCACAGGACGGGAAGGACGUGUGGUCACGGCAAACCGCAUGCUCAAACAAUUCUUGUUCAGGUACCAAGGACAUAUAGGAGCAGCCCUGGUGCUGGGAGGCGUGGAUUCUGCAGGUCCCCAUCUCUACAGUAUCUACCCCCACGGCUCCACCAACAAGCUGCCCUUCUGCACCAUGGGGUCGGGUUCAUUGGCUGCGAUGUCCGUCUUUGAGGAUAGAUUCAGACCAGAUAUGGAGGAAGAGGAAGCCAAACAGCUUGUUCGUGAUGGUAUAGCUGCAGGUAUCUUCAACGACCUGGGGUCAGGCACCAACAUUGACCUCUGUGUUAUCAAGAAGGGCAAGGUGGACUUCCUGCGACCUUACGAUGUGGCUAACAAGAAGGGGGUCAGACAAGGGGAUUACACCUACAAGAGAGGCACUACAGGAGUCUUGAAGAAGACCGUCACCCCCCUCAAGCUGGAUGUUACCGAGACCAGGGUGGAAUCCAUGGAUACUUCAUGAUUGAGUUCUUUUUUGAAGCAAUAGGUGUGUUCACACUGUUAGAAAGUUUUGGAAAUUUGAUUCUUGGAUCAUUUUAUUCCUGUAGUUUUUGCCAGUUCAACAGCAAAUUUUUAUGACAAUUUACUAAGUAAACUGCUGAAGUUUAAUUCCAUUGAAAAGGGUGAAAUUUGAUUCCCCUUGUGCCAGUCUGAUUGCCUAAUUUACAGAAGACAUACUCACUAAACUCUCCAUGACUAUUUCCUCUGAAACGCAAGGAAAAUUGCGUGUAGGAUGUUGAUUCAAAUGUGAAUGCAAACUUUCAGAAAUUUGUCACCUGAUUGUGACCACUUCUAGUUGGGUACGGCCAUAACUAAUCAAUAUGCAUGGUUCAUGUAUAUUUGGCAUGGGCGGUAGGGAUAGAAAAACCCUUAAUUUUUUGUAAUGGGAUAUUUAUUCUGCGACAUUAAAUGUGAAUGCACUUCAGCAGAGUUUAGAAACUACAAGAAUUUACAAACAAUCAAAUUUCCUGGAUUAUCUACAGUGUGACUGCACCUUAUCUGUAUAUUCUUCAUUGUUGUAAGUUAGUGUUUUUUUCAUGAUGGUAGACAUGCCGUAAACUGUUAAAUAUGCAUACCACAGGCUAUAGGAAGAGAUCUGUGUGUUGGUAACAAAUCUGAGGGAAUAAGAUUCCCUAAUUUAAAAAGCAAAGUCCACCAAUUCACCAAGUUGAUUUGAUAUACAUGUAUAUGCAGAGAGAAAGAGAUGGUUAAAAGAUAAUGUAUGAUUAAACAAAUCUGAUGACAAAUGAAAAGUUUUUGAAGAUCCCCAUACUAAUCAGCAAUUACUGUUCCUUUUUUAUAGCAACUAUCCAUACGUUUGGUAAGAACAUUUUGAAUGUCUUAGUUCUGUAUUUUUGCCGAAGGAGUAUAUUUGCUGAAUACAAGAUAACCGACAUGAAUGUUUUUAUUGAAAUGUUGUGGCAUAGGUUUGGAGAAAAAAAACUCUUCAUCUAAGCACAAUGGAAACUGAAUAUUGUUUAGAGAGCAGCUCGGAAAGGAAAUCACUUUAAUUGGUUUGUGAUUUUCAAAUCUCAAUAAUUUGAUAUCUGUUGUAUUUUUUUUCAGUCACAUUUCACUUCACCACUUCUCUCAUUCUCUGAUUGUAAAUAUCAUGGAGCAACUUGCAUUUCACCUAAAACAGGAAUAGCUGUAUAGUCAUGAUGAUAUCAAUAUCUGGAUGAUGUACAAAAAAGGAUCAAUAAGCUACCAUUUUGUAAGAAUUGUUUGCUCAAUGAACCUUGUGCGUCUAACUGUCAGUGAGUGAAGGGCCCCGUUUCAUAAAACUUGUUAUCAAUAACACAUGCUAAAUUUCAUUGACAAAUUUACCUUCAGCCAAUCAAAUGUCAGGAUUUCAGUAGCUUAUAAUAAUUAUUAUAACUCAUUAUUGAUAACAAGUUUUUAAUGAAACAGGACCGAGGGAUCUUAUGUAUGCCCAAAUUGCCCAACAUUCAAGGGAAUUUAUCUUCAAGCAGAAAGCUACACUUAUCUUAUCAUUUCAUAUGUGAAAGAUAUGUCAAUGCUUAUUUAGUCCAAAAUAGUAACAAAAAAUAAUGUACAUGUAUGUGUUUUGUUAUUUAUAUGUUACGUUGAGUUAUAAGCAUUCCUAUUCAGUCGAUAAUAUUUUAAUGAACUGAUAGAUGUUUUGGAAUAGAUUUUUUCCCAUAAGAUAAGAGAUAUAUAAAUUUUAUCAAUACAGUCGCACUCCUUCAUUUCUCCAUAAUUGAAUUGGCACAAAACUGAACACAACCAUGUGUCGACCAAGAAAGUGUUAGGGUGAAAAAUGAUCAAUUUGUCCUAGAUUUAUUAUUAAAAUUUGUGACUGUGUGACUCUGUGUAAAUCAUUUGUAAUGGUAAUCCCUCUACGACAUCACAUCGUCCUACUAAUGUCCUUUGGCAAGACAGUUAUCAACAUUUGCCACUCUCCACCCAGGUGUUGAUAUUUCACAUCUUUUUCUAGAUAUCUCACACGUGUAUUCCUGGAAGUUUAAUGAAUAAAAUUCAUGUCAAAUUAAAUGAAGACCGUUA
Molecule: messenger RNA, 2941 nt
Organism: Strongylocentrotus purpuratus (purple sea urchin)
Lineage: Eukaryota; Metazoa; Echinodermata; Echinoidea; Camarodonta; Strongylocentrotidae
Gene: psmb7
Product: proteasome subunit beta type-7
Exons: 7
Coding region: 57-878 (273 amino acids)
Cellular component (GO): proteasome core complex
Molecular function (GO): threonine-type endopeptidase activity
Source: RefSeq, a predicted model, not a curated record